Messenger RNA from Spodoptera exigua (beet armyworm), 1171 nucleotides. Lineage: Eukaryota; Metazoa; Arthropoda; Insecta; Lepidoptera; Noctuidae. The record is from the annotation of a GenBank genome assembly.
CCAAAAUCGGCGCACGCGGCGAUGCGCGGGAAAACAUCGAGCGUCAGUCGUAGACGGGAAGAGCGCGCGCGCACACGCCGGCCACACCGCGCUUAUAGGUUAGAAUUGGCGCGUCCCGCGGCCGCCAGGUGCGAACCUCGCCCGCUCUAACUCACCGGCAAACCUAUCCUCCCUCUCGCACGCUACCUGCGGACAGCUGUUUUCUCUCGGGAGAUUAGUCAGAUGUUUCUCGGUAACCAGUCAGUGCUCACCUGACGCGCGCUACGCUACGAUAUGGCGGCCGGAGGACGUACACCCAAGCAAAGGAGGUUCGAGAUGUCAGCUGGUAUGGCACUGAGGACUUCAAACACUCCAAGGAGGAGACGCGGUAGCUGCAAGUGCUUGUUCGGAGCGCCUGACCGGGAUGAGACGAAGCGAUUAAUGGCUGAGCAGUACGCCAGAGAGAGGAAACGCUUCAUCAGGCGCUUCAAUUUCGACAUUGAGACAGAGUGCAUGUAUAAAUCUGCAAAGUUGGACUCUCCGGUUAAGUUUUGUGAAGAGGAUAAAGAGAACGCAGAAAGUCCUGUGAGGAUGGCGACAGAGGCGCUGGCGUGUGUGGAGAACACAGACCUGAGGGUGUUGGGCUCUCCCUCCAGGAGGAAUGCUGGGAGUAGUACGAGCUCGCCGCGUACUCCUCGCACGCCCAGAACUCCCCGGGCGGCUCGCACCCCGCGCACGCCUCGCACCCCUGCAUCCAGAAGACAGCUGCAAAUGACAGAUUACUGGACAUUAAGAAAACACACAGACGGUGCUUCCAGCGAUAAGGAAAACUAGUUGAAAAUCAACCUAUUUCAACUUUAAAUUAUAAAUUAUAAGUUAUAAGUAAUUUUAUAUAUAAUACUUAUAGUAGUUUAGAAGAUUAAAAGUUCAACUUUGUGUAAAAAGCGUGUUUUUAUAAGUUAUUAUUGUAAACAAAGUUAUUUGUAUUUAUAAUUAAAUUAAUAAAUAAGUAAUUAGUAAUCAUUAAGGGUGCAUGGUGUUCCUAUGAAUAUCUAUUUCUUUUUCGUAGAUUUUUUUAAAGUAUUGAUCAAGAAAAUUGUUUGGAUGAUAAAAACUUUUGGAUGUAAUUAGAGGCUAAAAUUAUUUGAAAAAAUCGUAAUUAAAAAGAUUUAAAUAAUAUUUAACAAAAUUU